AUGUACCUUUCAGUUGUCGACGCCGACGAAAGAGUGCCGCCAGACCUCCCCCCCCCACCAAACUCUCCGCCUGGGCUACGACUUGUGGACGCAAAUACAGUCACAGUUGCAUCCUGUGACAUUCUUCGGAACGCCUUUCUUUCUGCUCUCUCCCAAGCGCCACAUACUGGUCGGCCCCCGAUGCGGCCUAUCUUGCUUUCGGGCCAUGAACGGUCCCUGACUCAGAUCAAAUUCAACCACGAUGGCGAUCUCUUGUUCUCCGUCUCCAAGGAUAAGGUUGUGUGCGCCUGGUGGUCUGCCAACGGCGAGCGACUAGGCACUUAUGCGGGCCACCUGGGUGCGGUCUGGACGGUGGAUGUUAGCCCCAACACAGUUCUCCUAGCGACCGGUUCGGCAGACAACACUGUGCGGUUAUGGAACGUCAAGUCCGGCGAGUGCGUGAAGGUCUGGGAGUUCCCGACAGCCGUCAAGCGGGUCGAGUUUUCGCCGGAUGGGAGCCAGCUGCUGGCGGUGACGGAGAAGCGGAUGGGCUUCCUGGGCUCCAUUGUGGUCCUCGAUAUCAGCUAUGGCGAGGGCGAGAAUGCAGGCUUUGAGGCCCAGUCCGAGGAGCCCCGCCUGAGGAUCACCUGCGAGGAGAGCAAGGCAACGGUUGCCGGCUGGAGUUAUCUGGGCAAAUACAUCAUCGCUGCUCACGAAGACGGCAGCGUCAGCCAAUAUGAUGCCAAGGACGGAGAGCAAAUUAAGAACGUUCAGGCCCACGAGUUCGACCACCAGAUCAACGACAUUCAGUUCUCCGCUGACCGGACAUACUUCAUCACUGCCUCCAAGGACAAGUCUGCAAAGCUCAUCUCCUGCCGCAACCUCGCCAUCCUUAAAACCUACGUCGCCGAUACUCCCCUGAACAGCGCCAGCAUCACUAGCAAGAAGGACUACGUUAUUCUGGGUGGUGGCCAGGCUGCCAUGGACGUCACGACCACCUCGGCCCGCCAGGGUAAAUUCGAGGCUCGUUUCUACCACAAGGUUUUCGAGGACGAGAUCGGCCGUGUGCGUGGUCACUUCGGUCCCCUCAACACCAUCGAUGUCCACCCGGCCGGCACGGCAUACGCCUCUGGUGGUGAGGACGGGUACGUCCGCAUCCACCAUUUCGACAAGCCCUACUUUGAUUUCAUGUACGAGGUCGAGAGAGAGCAGAUGAAGAAAUAAAUGAGACCAAAACAAGAAAAGAAGAAAAAAUAAUGAUCAACGAGAAACCUUUUUUCUAGAAUCAAAUCGAGCAUUCUCUGUAUGUGUUACGAGGCGAAGACUUCCGCAAGAAGGAAAAGAAAGAAAGAAAGACCGUUUCAAAAGAAAGGAGAAGAGGGUCGGGGUUUCUCAAACAAAGGGAAAACUCGACGCAGGGGGGUUUCGAUUUCGAAUUUCAUUUUCUACAUGAUAAAUAGGAGUUGGCAUCACAUUCUGUUUCUGUUAUCUUUCUCCCUUUUUUUUCAUCUUAUAUCUACUGUCCUCCACCCUUGCUAUUUAGGUAGUAUUAUGUCGACUAAAGGCGACUGGACUGGUCGAGCACCAAUACUACUUUCUCUACACCUAUCGGUAUAAA
Penicilliopsis zonata CBS 506.65 is the source of this 1597-nucleotide messenger RNA. RefSeq lists its product as hypothetical. Bases 1 to 1203 code for a protein of 400 amino acids. Gene Ontology annotation, biological process: cytoplasmic translational initiation. The record is from RefSeq and is a predicted model, not a curated record. Gene Ontology annotation, cellular component: cytoplasm; eukaryotic translation initiation factor 3 complex, eIF3m. Gene Ontology annotation, molecular function: translation initiation factor activity; RNA binding; protein binding. NCBI's taxonomy places the organism in Eukaryota, Fungi, Ascomycota, Eurotiomycetes, Eurotiales, Aspergillaceae. The transcript is spliced from 5 exons.